AUGUCAGAAAAACGGUUUGAAUUUUUAAUGCGAUACAUACGUUUUGAUGACAUAAGAGGACGUGAAGAAAGAAAAAAGUUUGAUAAAAUAACCCAUGUGCGAUGGUUAUUCGAAAGUUUUAUACUACAGUGUAAACAGUCAUAUAGUUUAUCCGAGUUUGUCACUAUAGACGAAGAACUCCAAGUCUUUCGUGGUCGUUGUUCUUUUAGGCAGUACAUCCCGUCCAAACCUGCUAAAUAUGGUAUAAAAAUUUUUGCUAUGGUAGAUAACAUUUCAUAUUUUACCAGUAAUAUGGAAAUUUAUGCCGGAAAACAACCCGAUGGUCCAUUUAGUAUUGAUAAUAGUCCGAAAAAUGUUGUCCAUCGUUUGAUACAACCUAUUAGGAACACGGGAAGAAACGUGACAAUUGAUAACUGGUUUACUAGUGUCCCGCUUGCAGAUGAAUUGCUGAAUCAAAAACUCACCUUACUUUGGUACCCUUAG
Sipha flava (yellow sugarcane aphid) is the source of this 483-nucleotide messenger RNA. RefSeq lists its product as uncharacterized. The transcript has a single exon. The coding region runs from base 1 to 483 and encodes 160 amino acids. NCBI's taxonomy places the organism in Eukaryota, Metazoa, Arthropoda, Insecta, Hemiptera, Aphididae. The record is from RefSeq and is a predicted model, not a curated record.